Molecule: messenger RNA, 883 nt
Organism: Capsicum annuum
Lineage: Eukaryota; Viridiplantae; Streptophyta; Magnoliopsida; Solanales; Solanaceae
Product: methyl-CpG-binding domain-containing protein 5
Exons: 3
Coding region: 206-469 (87 amino acids)
Source: RefSeq, a predicted model, not a curated record
AUAAAAGGGACAACUCAAUCAUACAAAUAUUUUUUGUCCCUAUUUGCCUCUGAUGAAUGAAACCGCCGCCGCACCAUCCUGCCGGCAACCAUUAUCAGCGGGCUGAAACCACCGCGCCGGAUAAAGGCACGGCUGUCGUACCAGUUGAAGGAAAGGAGGCCGAUCUAACUACUCCGGAGGGUAAGAUGAUUGGAAGUUGGUACCAAUGGCGCUACUUCUGGAACUGUGGAUAGGGAUUCUGCAGUACUAUUAUGAACCGGUCUUGGCGACACGAUUCCGGUCAAAGCCUGAGGUGCUUUAUUUCCUGGAAACGGGUGGCAAGCGCAAGAAGAGCACUGGUGGUGAUGCUACACCAUCUGAGACCCCAGUAGCAAGAAACAGAAGAAGAGCAGCUCGAAGAAAGAAAAAAAGGAAACUGCUUUCUCCGUUGAUUCUUCGAAUCCUCCAGAGAGCGUUAGCUGGUUGUUGACGGAUAGUUCUGCAGAUACUUUGACACGUUUUAUCCAUGGCAAAAUGGUUCCUGAAGGCCAAAGACAAGAAUGGGAUGCUGUCUUCUCGACUGUGUCGCAAAGGAACGCAAAUAGGGAGGCAGGCGUCUCUAAUGUGCAGUAACCAGUUAAAGAAUCUGUCUCGGUAUCUAGCUAGACUAGAUAGUGUGUCAAAUCUCAUCUGAAUUGGGCUUACUUUCUUUGGUCUUAGCAUAGGGACCUCAUAGUUGUUGAUAGCUUGUGGCUUUGGCAUAGGAAUAGGCAAAAGGUGCUCCACCUAAACUCUGUUCAUGGUCUCUUAUUGGUAUCGUUGAACCAGUGAAUUUGAAUCAUUUUACUAGUAUUGACAUAUGUGAAAAUUGUCUCAAGUAUGAAACUACUGUAGUUAUUGAGCA